AUGCAUACCUUCACGUUCAUUUUGCCUAUGCUUCGUUCGUUAGUCAGGCAUGCACCUGGGAUUCGCUUAUCCACCACUCGCUCUCCGUCACGGCCGAGUCAUAUCUCACUUGCAGCGGGAGCGGUUUUUCCACCCAUCACAAUGGAACCAAACACACUACUAGUUCAUGUUUCUAACGCUCGUGGUCUCUACCUCAAGAACCACACAACUCUAGAUGCUUUCGCCACCGUAGUUCUGCACGGCAAAGGAUCAUUGAGAAGCCGAGCGAUAACCGAACAAGUGAGCACGGAAGGAGAUUGUCGAUGGGAUGAACACUGUGAAUUUAAACUCACCGAGAAGUCUACUCAUAUAACAGUGACUGUCCAACAUAAAACGAAAUUUGGUGGCGGAGAUGUUAUCGGAAAAUGUGAAAUUCCACUUGAUCAAGCUAGAAAGAUUGGAGGACACAUGUGGUUUGCUCUCAAGAAGAAGAAAGAUGAUGACAAGUACAGGGGAGAAAUACAGCUGCAGUUCUCGUUCACGUACGAGAAACCAUCUUUGUCCAUCUCAAAUUCGUCUCUUAAUAAAAUUGAAAAGGACGGGAUGCUGGACAAAAUGAAGAAAAAAAUGAAGUUAGGAGGUAAACAUAAGCAAGCCGAGGAUACGAUGUCAGUGGUCAGCGGUAUCAGUGGAAUCAGUAUGACAAGUUCUCGCAGCAGCCGAUUCAUCAGCAAACUAAACAGAUCGCUUGGAAGAAAGUCGUCAACACUGCAGUCAGAUCGACAUUCUUAUGGGUACAGUGACGCAAACUCUUCACUUGAGUCAAAUGGUCAUCUUGCUCCGCCUUCGAGUAAUGGUGGCGUUAUUUUACGCGAAGAUAGGUCCAACUGCGUAUCUCGACCUGUUUCGGCGCUGAGUGGAAUAGAUUUCAACGAGGAAUCCAGCUACACUACACCUCAUCACCUCUCCAUGUCUUCUCCUGCUGCUCAAGGAGCACAGUUCACACAGAAUAUCUCGGGCUCUCCCACGGCGUCGACAGCUGAGUCUUUCCACCGAGCAAACAGCAUUAGAAGCGUAGCGUCUUCAGGUUUUGGAGGAUCCAAUAAACCAGUGAAGCAAAGGGGCGACGAAAAUGCUAGCUCACAACAAGAUCUCCUCGCGUUGGUUGAUAGCUUACGCUUAGAACUACGUGUUAAAGAGUCUCGACUGCGUGAUAUGGAAGAGUACAUGGAUAAUCUGAUAUCGCGGGUGAUGGAAAGAAAUCCUGAGCUAUUGGCAGCUCCACUUGGUCCAGAGAAGAAUAAAAGGACAAGUCGUUACUUCCAAUAA
Necator americanus (New World hookworm) is the source of this 1308-nucleotide messenger RNA. RefSeq lists its product as uncharacterized. Gene Ontology annotation, cellular component: intracellular membrane-bounded organelle. The record is from RefSeq and is a predicted model, not a curated record. Lineage: Eukaryota; Metazoa; Nematoda; Chromadorea; Rhabditida; Ancylostomatidae. Bases 1 to 1308 code for a protein of 435 amino acids. Gene Ontology annotation, molecular function: small GTPase binding. The transcript has 12 exons. Gene Ontology annotation, biological process: regulated exocytosis.